CUUAUUAAAUAGAUAGUUUAGCAUGACUCGGGGCUUUGUAACUUCUAUCCCCAGUAUUAAUGUUGACCAGACCCCGCCUACCAACAGUGUGCAUCAGUCCCCUGCCCAUCGGCCCAGUAGUGGCAACCAUAGUCAAUCCCAUGAGUCACCGGCUGCUGCUGCUGUCAGCUCUCCAGGUGGUCACAGACUUCAGUCAGCGCCCAGUGUCCAGUCAAAAAACGGAGCCAACGGAAACGGCAAUGGGAAUGGCGAGAGGAAGUUGAGUCAUGGGCAUGGGCAUGGACAUGGGCUGGGAAAGAGCAAUUCGAUGCGGGUUCCCCGAAUGACAGAGAGGAGACACACUCUGCCUCCCAGACAAGAGUCCGUUGAUGCUGUGUCCAGCACAGGCUCCAACACUUCCACCCUCGCCAGAUCCAUUAAGGUUGUGUGUGUGACAGCUGGAUCGAAGGACGACCUGGCCAUUAAGCUGCUGAAGGACGCCUGUGAUAAGAAAAAAGUGCAAUUCCAACUCAUAGACUACAACGCAAUAGCUUUUGACGAAGUCAAAUCUACCGAACAGUUCCUGUUUGCUGACAUAGCAUUUGUGCAUUUGGUCAGCAAGGAAGAAGAGUCGAAACUGUUUCUCAAAAUCGGACAUCGCAGAAAUUACGGCAAGAAUGUGAAUGUGGUCUUGUAUCAGAUUCCAGGAAAUGUUUCAGACGAAGAGCAGAACUCUCUGCUGUACUUGAAGGAAUUGUGUGUGGAUGCGGAUGCUGGACUCCUCCCCUACUACAGUCAGCCAGGCACUUCCAAUUCGUCCAAUGACAUGAGUCUGGACUUGAACCAUGUUGUGCUGUUGCCUGCACUAAAGCCGAAGCCGCCAGGCUCAGGCGCAUCUGGUGAUGCUACAUCCUCUACUGCUGCAAUUGAGUGGACCAGUCUGGCCCAAGAGUUGAGGAGAGUGCUAAAUGGGUUCAAACAGGUUGCGAACAAGGAUGAGGCACUGCCCAUUGUGACUGAGAUGCGAGACCUGAUGAAGAGUCACAAAGGAGUGAGUCUGCAGGUUCAGUUGAGGAGAGUGUACGAGGAGAAGCUGAAGCAGAGCAGGAGUCAACUCACAUUCGAGACUGUCCAUCUCUUCAUGAUGGCACUCAGAGAGUGUCAGGAUUAUGCUUCAAUGAUCGACGUGUUCCGCUAUGUGAAGGAGAGGAACUACGAUCUUUCGCAGAAAGAGGGGCUUAUAUACCUCUAUGCAUUCGCACUGAACAGACGCCAGAGACUGGGUGAUAGAGAAGAAGCGCUGGAGGUUAUCGAAACAGUGGAGGAACCCAGUGCAGACAUGCUGUGUCUCUGCGGAAGAAUAUACAAGGACCUGUACAUUGAGUCCCAAUAUCAGAAUGAAAAGUACCUCAACAACGCCAUAGAUUGGUACAAGAAGGGAGCCCAGUUGGAACCAUCAGACUACGCCAUGAUUAAUCUGGCCACACUUUUAGUCGCUGCCGGCAAGACAUUCGAAACUGAUAAAGAUCUGAAACGUCUCAACAACAAGCUGAGCUUCUCAAUUGGCUCUCAGGGUCGUCUGGACCAAAUCGGGAACUACUGGGUAGUUGCCACUUACUUCGAACUAUGCGUUCUGUUGGACGACAAACAACAAGCAGUUGACGCAGCCAGACGAAUGUUCCACCUCAAUGCGCCGGCGUGGUACAUUAAAUCCACACUUCAUAACCUGAAGUUGAUUCUAUCGAAGAGACAGGAGUUGGCCAAGAGUGUGAACAGUCCAUAUUCGAACUCAGAUCACUCGCUUCCGAAGCAGCAGAAGAAGUUGUUGACGUUGCCUGGUCACUCCUAUGAAGAUUCGGCGCAGCUGUUUGAGUUCUGGAUGCAGUUUUUUCUGUUCGUGGGAGAGGACACCUCCAAAUCUUUCUGUGAGUACCCAGUGCUGGUGAUAGAGCAAGUGACUCAUGCCACUAGUGCCAGUGCCCAUCGCACCUAUGAGUUCGUGCCCGCCAACCUUAUUAUACACAGAGGACCUUGUUCAUACGGGGCAAACGUGCCUGGACCUAUAGAGAGCUUCGAUCUGCUUUUGAUUGACCCCAAACAUACCAACUGGCAAUUCACAGCUUCGGACCUCGCUGCUGUCAACACGUACAUGAACGACGGGAGAUGCCUGCUGAUGUAUGUGAACAAACUGGACGACUUCCAAGUGUACUUUCCUUCGGAAAUACACCGAGACAGGCUCUACGAGACUUUAAAGUCUGAAUUGUUCCCGGACAAGAAUCCGAUCGCGCCAUCGAGCAGACAGCAGCAGAUCACAAACUUCGAAAUUCUGACUAGGCCCAAUGGAGAGAAAGCAUACUUGGGAUCGGGUGCAUACGGAAAAGUGUUCAAGGCUGUGGAUAAAGAUACAGAUGCUGUAUUUGCUCUCAAAGUGAUCGAAAUGGGAUUCAGAGGAUCGUCAGAAAAUGGCAGUGGCUCCAUGCAGGUGUUGCGUGAUGAGAUUCAGCUGCACAUGCGUCUCAAGCACCAAAACAUUGUGAAAUUCCUGGGACACCACGUGGACCCAGAAGUGGGCAAAUUCUACAUCUUCAUGGAAUUCGUUAACGGGGGUAGUCUGUCCAACUUCCUCACUUCGCACUACAGAGGAGGACUUCCGGACGCAACUGCUGCUCAGUUUACGAACCAGAUUCUCGAUGGGCUCAUUUAUUUGCAUGAGCAUGAAGUGAUUCACAGGGACAUCAAGGGUGCGAACGUGCUCGUGGAUCUCAACAAUAAAGAGUGUCCCAUCAUGAAGAUAGCUGACUUCGGAACAUCCAAACAAUUGUCCAAGAUCAGCAACCUUCUCAAUACCAACAUGAAAGGGACGCCCAACUUCUUGGCACCAGAGGUGAUAGCAUGUCCUCGUGGUUACACGUACACUGCAGAUGUCUGGUCUUUGGGUUGCACGGUCAUCGAAAUGAUCAGUGGAAAGAUUCCGUUCCAUGGGAUUGACCCUUUGUUCAUCAUUUUCCAAGUGGGCAGAGGAACCGUGACUCCUCCAGUGCCCGAAAAAGCAUCGAAAGAAGCUGCCGAAUUCAUUGAAAAGUGCUGUAAGACAAAUCCCGAAGACAGGAUCUCCCCGAAGGAACUGAAGAUGGAGUCGUGGAUUGCAAAGCACUGCAGGAGUCAGCCCCCCAGUGCAAGGGGAGGAGGGGGAGGAAGCGAUAGGAGCAGUGAGUCCAGUGCUGUGGGCAGUAGAGACCACAUUCCGAAGUCUGACAGUCGCCAGGGGCUAAAUAAAGAAGUCUUUGAUCGGAGCAAAUCAGUGCCAUACGCGGAUCCGAUGAAAGUGAACGUGGAAGACGACCUCGUAACUGAUCUGGUUUCCAAAACGUCAGCCAAGUUCAGAUCCGAUCCAGCUGUGGAAGACAUUAAAACAGUCUCGAUCUCAGAUAGGGACAAAAAACUAGCGAGGAUAUCGCUGAAAGAGUGCACCGGUAUUCCUUCGCCUGUAGGCGUUGGUGGCAGUGGGGAGCAAAAGACCAAAAAGUCAAGACAUAAAUCGGGAGAUAGUCAGACGGGACAGUCGUGCGAAGUAUCGACCCCUACGAAGUCAGGGAAGAGAAAAAGCAUUGUGGAUGGAAUUCGACAUGCCUUGACGUAUUUCAUCGAAACGAAGACCGAAAGGAUACUGGAUUUAUGGAUCCUGGACACGCAAAGAACUCACUGUCAAAAUAGACUGCAGAUUACCACAGAACUUCUAAAUAUGCUAUUGAUGACCUUUCGCGAUUAUUUGAGGGUAGACAUGAAAACUGAUGAAGUUUUGGACGGAGGACUUGAAACUGUGCUGGAAUGGAUUGGAACUGAUGAAAACUCUUUGCUACAAAUAGGCGAAAUAUUCAGCAGUCUGCAGUGCUUCAUCAGUACGAUUGUGAAGCUGUUGAAAGAGUGUGGCGAUAGCCCCAAUCAAAUACUGCAGACAGCCUCGGUGCUGGAACCGAUGGUGGAGCAUGCACACUUCCUGCUGGCCAGAAAGAGACCGGAAGCAGUGGAAGGUACGACUACAGGAGAAACUACUGAAGACAGCUCGGACGAGGAGGAAGGGUUGAACCAGAGAAAGGGAACUAGGGAAGACCUUGAUGACAUAACGGAAACUUCAGAUGCUGGCUUUGACCCCGAAGAUUUCGAUACUCUCUCUCUGAACGCGCACAGAACGAGCAUCCCAAGAACGAACAAUUUCGAAGUGAACGACAGUAGCCAUACCUUCCAACAGCGAAGUCAGACAGCACCCGGAGGUAACACUUUGAACAGACAGAGGAAUGUACAGAAUCCCUACUCCCUACCAACAAGAGCAGCAGAUCCGAGGAAUAUAAACUCGGAGCCAAAUUCGAUUGGAUCAUCGGGUAUCACUGGUUCACUCUCGGGAUUCUCAGCACAGUUUUUAUCAAUGGCCCAAGAGACGACAAGAUUAGAGAGGUAUCUCUCCGAAACUCAGCAAACGUUGAAUAACUUGUUGAGUAUUCAAGUUCACCUGAAUCAGGCUCGAAUCUCCGACGUCAUAAGGGACAUUCAGUCCAUGAGUGGCAGUAGGCAAGGUAACAGCACGCAAACGCAGCCUCAGAGAAACCAGAAUCAGAAUAGUUCGGAUCAGGGCGAUGGUUUAUUCACGCGGACAAACUUGAAUAAUUUAAUCAACCAAGCCACGGGCAGUUACUGGCAUGAUGGUUACAACUUUCCACAGCCCCAAACUGCAAGCGCAACUGGCGGAGGAUGGAACUCACUGAAUGCUGCCUAUAAUGAUCAGACAUCUUUCAGAAAUCAUUUGACCUUAGAGGACUUGGAAGUUGGUCAGAGACUGAUCAGGUCAAAUGCAUGUGAACUGAACAGUCCAGCUGCUACAAGUACCAUCAGUUCUGAAACAACUCUGAACAGUGACCAGCCAUCUACGAACUAACUUCUCUUCAUUGUGUGCCAAUGAACAAUUCUCGAAAAACUUAGUUUAUAAUAAUCUCACGUCUGUUUGUCAAACUUGAUUUUUAACUCAAUUAAAUUGCAAAAGUAGUUUGCAUCAAUAAUGAUUUUUUUGGAUGCAUGUUGGUGCUAGUUAGAACUUUCCAAAUUUACUUAAUGCUGAAGAACUAAAUUAAAUGCUUCACUUUUUCAU
Messenger RNA from Symsagittifera roscoffensis, 5119 nucleotides. Its product is annotated as mitogen-activated protein kinase kinase kinase 15-like. NCBI's taxonomy places the organism in Eukaryota, Metazoa, Xenacoelomorpha, Acoela, Convolutidae. The coding region runs from base 23 to 4909 and encodes 1628 amino acids. Gene Ontology annotation, molecular function: protein kinase activity; ATP binding. The transcript has 28 exons. The record is from RefSeq and is a predicted model, not a curated record. Gene Ontology annotation, biological process: MAPK cascade; protein phosphorylation.